AUGAUGGAAAUAGCCAAUGUGAGUUCUCCAGAAGUCUUUGUCCUCCUGGGCUUCUCCGCACGACCCUCACUAGAAACUGUCCUCUUCAUAGUUGUCUUGAGUUUUUACAUGGUAUCAAUCUUGGGCAAUGGCAUCAUCAUUCUGGUCUCCCAUAUGGAUGUGCACCUCCACACACCUAUGUACUUCUUUCUUGCCAACCUCUCCUUCCUGGACAUAAGCUUCACCACGAGCAUUGUCCCACAGCUCCUGGCUAACCUCUGGGGACCACAGAAAACCAUAAGCUAUGGAGGGUGUGUGGUCCAGUUCUAUAUCUCCCAUUGGCUGGGGGCAACCGAGUGUGUCCUGCUGGCCACCAUGUCCUAUGACCGCUACGCUGCCAUCUGCAGGCCACUCCAUUACACUGUGAUUAUGCAUCCACAGCUUUGCCUUGGGCUAGCUUUGGCCUCCUGGCUGGGGGGUCUGACCACCAGCAUGGUGGGCUCCACGCUCACCAUGCUCCUACCGCUGUGUGGGAACAAUUGCAUCGACCACUUCUUUUGCGAGAUGCCCCUCAUUAUGCAACUGGCUUGUGUGGAUACGAGCCUCAAUGAGAUGGAGAUGUACCUGGCCAGCUUUGUUUUUGUUGUCCUGCCUCUGGGGCUCAUCCUGGUCUCUUACGGCCACAUUGCCCGGGCCGUGCUGAAGAUCAGGUCAGCAGAAGGGCGGAGAAAGGCAUUCAACACCUGUUCUUCCCACGUGGCCGUGGUGUCUCUGUUUUACGGGAGCAUCAUCUUCAUGUAUCUCCAGCCAGCCAAGAGCACCUCCCAUGAGCAGGGCAAGUUCAUAGCUCUGUUCUACACCGUAGUCACUCCUGCGCUGAACCCACUUAUUUACACCCUGAGGAACACGGAGGUGAAGAGCGCCCUCCGGCACACGGUAUUAGAGAACUGCUGUGGCUCUGCAGGCAAGCUGGCGCAAAUUUAGAGACUCCAGUGCCUUCCGAGAAGGAAGAUCAAGUUUACAUCGAGCAAAGUGACCUUGGAAGACAGGGCACUUGGGAUGUCGUUUUU
Molecule: messenger RNA, 1049 nt
Organism: Pan troglodytes (chimpanzee)
Lineage: Eukaryota; Metazoa; Chordata; Mammalia; Primates; Hominidae
Product: olfactory receptor family 2 subfamily C member 3
Exons: 1
Coding region: 1-963 (320 amino acids)
Biological process (GO): G protein-coupled receptor signaling pathway
Cellular component (GO): membrane
Molecular function (GO): olfactory receptor activity; G protein-coupled receptor activity
Source: RefSeq, a predicted model, not a curated record